GCCGCCUCUUUGCUCUUCCACUGCCGCCUGGUCCGUGACGAAACCGACACGCUCAUCUGCCAGAAUGGCUUCUUCAUCCUCUCAGCAGUCCGAGUACGUGACGCUCGUGUCAGGCGAUGGAUUCGAGUUUGUGAUUCCCAGAAGCACGGCCUGCAUUUCGGGGACGAUACGUCGCAUGUUGGAGCCGUCUAGUCGAUUCUCCGAAGCCAUAACGGGUCGCUGCGUCCUCGAGAAUAUCAGCGGCAUUGUCCUAGAGAAAGUCUGCGAAUAUUUCUGCUACAAUGAGAAGAAUAAAAACCAGACUAACGUGCCGGAUAUGGAUAUUCCGCCGGAACUGUGUCUGGAGAUGUUGAUGGCAGCGGAUUAUUUAGAUACGUAACGUCUGAGGUGAGAUUUCGCUGUGGACGGAUCUGGAUAGGCGCUGUGCUAAUGUUUUUGGAUUUAGGAG
Molecule: messenger RNA, 448 nt
Organism: Aspergillus melleus
Lineage: Eukaryota; Fungi; Ascomycota; Eurotiomycetes; Eurotiales; Aspergillaceae
Gene: ELC1
Product: elongin C
Exons: 2
Coding region: 65-379 (104 amino acids)
Biological process (GO): ubiquitin-dependent protein catabolic process
Cellular component (GO): elongin complex
Molecular function (GO): protein-macromolecule adaptor activity
Source: RefSeq, a predicted model, not a curated record